This is a messenger RNA of Amaranthus tricolor (Joseph's coat), 963 nucleotides long. RefSeq lists its product as uncharacterized. The transcript has 2 exons. The record is from RefSeq and is a predicted model, not a curated record. The coding region runs from base 1 to 963 and encodes 320 amino acids. NCBI's taxonomy places the organism in Eukaryota, Viridiplantae, Streptophyta, Magnoliopsida, Caryophyllales, Amaranthaceae. Gene Ontology annotation, molecular function: zinc ion binding.
AUGAUGUUUGAUAGUAAGGAAGCAUUGUUGGAAGCUAUCAGAGCGUAUCAUACUCGCAGAAAUGUGGAGUUUUGCUUACGCCAUUUGCUUAGCAACUUCAAUCGUGCUAUGGGUAAUGUUCAUCUGAAGAAGUCGUUUGGUAAAACAGCUGAGCAAAGACAACAAGUUAAGGUAAUGAAUGGUUUAAAGGCAAUUGCGACUGCAAAACGAGAGGCAAUUUUCUGGAUUGAUGACAUGGGUGAUAUAUCUAAGUGGUCAUUGUGUCAUGAUGGAGGUUAUAGGUAUGGCGUUAUUACUAACACGAACUUAGCUGAAGUUUUCAACUAUGUGAUGAAAGGUGUACGUUUCUUACCUUUGAAAACACUUUUUGAAUUCACCUUCUAUCGGCUAAAUGACUACUUUGUUCAAAGACGUGAACGUGCUAGCGCAUGGUUACUUGGAGUACACAUGUACACAACGUAUGCCACCAGGAUUAUCAAUAGAAAUACUAAGAAGGCAAAUUUCCAUGACAUAAUCGCAUUUGAUUAUAGAAGAGGUAUAUUCGAAGUUAAGACUGGGAGGGAAACUAGAGGAUCGUCCAAGGGGGGUAAGAUUCAACAUGUAGACUUGAAUCAAAUGAAGUGCACAUGUAACAAACUUGAGAUAUACCACCUACCUUGUUCACAUGUACUUGUUGUUUGCAUCAAACGACACCUUUUAUAUGAGAGGUUCGUGGAUCCGUGCUAUACAUCUCAAAGUUAUGCAAGUACGUAUGAACAUUACUUUAUGCCAAUGAUCGAUAAGAGGUCAUGGCCACAAUACACGGACUUUGAAUUUAAACAUGAUCCCGAUCAAAUUCGAGGUAAAGGGAGGCCUAAGUCUAAGAGAAUUGCUAACGAAAUGGAUGAGGGUAGAAAGAAACGAUCUAAUUGUCGUCAUUGUGGAAGCGAAGGUCACAACCCUAGAACUAGUAACUCAAGGUAA